This is a messenger RNA of Syngnathus typhle (broad-nosed pipefish), 3266 nucleotides long. RefSeq lists its product as uncharacterized. The transcript has 2 exons. NCBI's taxonomy places the organism in Eukaryota, Metazoa, Chordata, Actinopteri, Syngnathiformes, Syngnathidae. The record is from RefSeq and is a predicted model, not a curated record. Gene Ontology annotation, molecular function: neuropeptide hormone activity. Bases 236 to 2059 code for a protein of 607 amino acids.
CGUGCCUUGCAGCUUUUUACCACGCAUGACUUCCACGCCGUCGCUUUUACUCACGGGACCUUUAUAGGAUUACAUAUUCUUUCGUUCUUUUUUUUUCUUCUUCCAAAUACAUUUUUUUUUUUCUUCGUGACAAAUUGUGCGCGCCGAAAAAAGAUGGCUGGAGCGCACGACCCCCUCCUGGCUUUGUUGGCUCGCGAGAGGAGGAGGUGCGUCACCACCCUCCUGCCUGCCCUGCAUGGUCAUGACCAGUCAUCACCCCCCUCCCUCAGCCCGCCUCAUCCUAUUGGUCCUCCUCACCGUCACUCUGUGGCUGGCCACCAACGCUGCCCCCGCAUGGGCCGAACCCGAGGACAGAGGGACAGCAGAGGGAGGGGCGGCGGAGAAAGAGGAGGAGACGGUGCUUGUUCUGCCGCCCCGGGGCGACGACGGCGGAGGGAACAACGCGUCGCGGGACCGGGACGAGCGUCCGGAGCUGGGAUCGGACCCGGCGCGGGUGCUCGCAGUCCUCCUGCAGGUUCUGGACCUGCAGGGUGACGAAAGACAGGAGGGGGACGAGAGACAGGAAGCGUCCUCUAGCUUGGUGGACGUCAAUGAGAUAAGGAGGCAGUCCGGGGCUGAUGAGGUUAUCCAAGACUUUGAGGAGGAACGGGGUCACGGGCGGUCAAAUGAGGACCUCAUGGAGAAAACACCAGUUGAUAGUUUCCUGGCUUCCGCCCCCCAGGGGGACGACAGCUCCCUGCAGCGCAAAAUCCGCGGCUACUUCCAGAACAUUGAUUUGGGCCUCCAAGACAAUGAGAUUCUGCCACCCCUGAAGGGCUACAAGGCGUACAACACACAGUUGGCCCGAGCUGGAAAGAAGCUCCACUGGCAGGAAAAUUCUGCCGCCCAGGCCGGCCCCAUCAACGGCGGUAACUUCAUGGAUGACUUUGAGGACGAGGGCGGCGAGCUGGAGGAGGAGGUGGAGGAGGAGGACGAGAGCCUGAGCCGCAUGGAGGAGGAGGCCAGGGCCCAGGCUGAGAAGCUGGAGGUACUCAGGCAGCAGGAGGAAGCCGAGCGAGCCCGCGAGGAGGAGCAGCGUUUGGCCGACGUGGCCUCCGACAUGCUGCUACAGUACAUGGGCCGCAAGCAGCAGGCCUUCCUCAAACCACGGCAGAAAAGCAGCAACGCUGCCGAGGACAAGCGCUCUGAGGAAGUCCUCCUCCCCGUCCAGGACGAGGACGACCUGGACCAACAGAUGAUCGAUCGUCUCAUCGAGAUCAGCAGCAAGCUGCACCUGCCGGCCGACGACGUCAUCGAGAUCAUCAGCGACGUGGAGGAGAAGAAGAAGAAGCGGAAAGAACUACAGCAGCAGCUCCCUGCGGUUGCUGCCUUACCCGUGGUGCCCCGAUUUAGGCCCCUGGUGCCCCCCCCUCUGGCCGCGCCGCCCAUCUACCAUUACACGGCCUCCAAAAACCCCAAGAAAGCCCCCUACAAGGCCCCCUACAAGGCCUCCUACAAGUCCAUGAAGAAGUGGCAGAAGGACAAAGGCAAGUCGCGCAAACAGGACUUGUGGUACCAGCCCCAGAGCCCCAUCGACUACUGGUACAAACCCCAGAAACAGUUCCUGGCCUUCCCUUCCUACCCGUACUACCAGAAGCCAUAUCGGGCGUACUACCCUGUCUACUUCCCUUACCCCAAGCCGCAGUACUACGACAAGCCCCCUUCCGCCCGGGACCAGACCUUCAACCCCCAGGACCUUGAUCCGCAGGGUCCGCGACGUAGGCACAGGGGCCAGGGCAAGAACCGGGGGCAAGGCUGGAGGCAGAGGCCGGCGCCCCGCUUGCCCGACACCCCGUACAUCUCUAACUAUAUCCUGCCCCACCCACGGACCUACCAGCCCCUGCCGCCCCCGAAACCCCUGGCCCCGCCCCGGAGGGGCAGGCGGCCCCCCUUUUACUACCAGCCGGCCACAACCCGGGACGACGACUACGAGGAAGACGGCCUGGUGCCUCAGAUGGACAGUGAGGAGGAGCUGGAGAACUUUAUCGAGAGGAUCUACAUGAAGCGCAGAAUGUACUGAAUGACUGGUUUAGGGAGGGAGGGGGGAUAUUUGAAGCCCAGGGCGGGGGCGGUGUUAUCGUAAGGCUAAAAUGUAUCAUUUGGAUGGUCCAGGAAUGAGAUUCCAGUUUGUUCUAAUCCAUUAUUUUUUUUGUUGUUGUUGAAAAGGUUCGCUCAGAUGAAUGGGGCUGGGAGGGGCUUACCCUGCACUUCGCCAUGUUUACAAUGUGAACACAGGGCGGAGUACGUCCGUCUCCAUUCAGGUUUUCUACAACACACAGCGUCACUGGAAAAAAUCAGACAAGUUUUGUUUGUAUCAGAUGUGUGCAGGUGCCUUUUACAAUUUAAGGGAGGGCACAUGUAUUUUUUUUUUUUUUUUUAACCCCCUGAAUUUUUGCCUUACACACACUAGUCUCAUCCCGAAGCCCCGCGGUCCCCACAAAGCACAAAACACUUCCAGAUCUGGUGGGCCGAGGUUUCGCCAUCAUUCUUGCCAUCCGAUUGGAUGCGAUUUGAUCUCAUCUUUUUUAGCAUGAUUCAUAUAAUUUUUUUGUUGUUGUUGAUUGUAUCCAUAAUCUUUAGGGCCCUCGUGGAAUCUUUGCGUUGUUAUAAGGGAUUUGAAAUUCAUUCUGGCAAAAAAAAAAAAAAGUUUAAAGGGGUAAUAUCCAAUUGACAUUAUGUAUUAAAAAAUAAGUUUGAUCCUUUUAUGGGUUAACCAUGUGUAAAUUGGCACGAGGGCCCGUUCAUCACUUUAGUUUUGUUUAAAAAAUAUAUAUACUUGAAGUCCGCCGCCACCAGUGUGGGGGGACCAAUCGCUUUUGUUCAUUUCCUGAAGAAAUUCAAUGACGAGUUUGCGGUGGGGUGGGGGAAGUGUCAGGGAUUGUGCUAUUUAAAAAAAAAAAAAAAAAAGAAAACAAACAACAAUAUGCACGUCUUUCUACUUGCAUCUUUGAAAAAAAGACAAAAAAAUGUGGGGAAAAAAAGAAAACAGUGUGGAGAAUUCAAGAUGGCUGUCUUCUCUCAUUAAAACUGUGAACACUAAUAAUUAAAAAAACAAAAACAAGAAGGAGGAAGACCUGCUGACGCCAUCUGUGUGAACGAGUGUUUGUGAUUGAUGUCACCGUUAGCAUUGUAACAUGUACAGUGUGAAAUAAAAACAUGCCCGUGCAAUGUGUACAGAACAGCAUGACGAUGAUGACCACUAGUUUUGCUAUACUAUCCUUUAAAAA